UCACGUGUCUCCUCCUCCUGAUAAACACGUUAUGUUCAAAUCCAAAACGAAAGUAUGAAGACAGAAAUGUUAUGAUUGAUAGACUGUGCCGGCCGGGCAAGAGCGGACUCCUCUUCCCCCAAAACAGUUCACCACACUUCGCCUCAGUAGCCCAACUGAAUUGUGACGACAGCUGUCCCUCCAUGUCCUGGACCUCUGCCCGUUUGAUCGCAGUCUCCAGCUUUUGUUGUCCGAACAUGAAACCUCCUUACGGAAUACCAGGGAACUGACAUCCAUGCGCCUUCCCAACCACCAUGGAGGAUGUCCCGGAGCGGGGAGGAGGAAGGCGCACCGUGGAGGGUCAGGCGGACAACGUCGGACCGCUCUAGGAUGCUCACUGCGGAUCUGACAGGAAGACAAAAGCCAAACACUGGAACACAAAGAGGAGAGGCAGGGACUAUUUUACAGAGAGAAAACACGGCGGAAGAACGCGUGAGUGUACAGUUGCCAAACAUUCAGCUGGAGCUACACAAGUGGAACGUCGAGCCAGAGAGCGCAGAGGAACUCAACUGGAAACAGGCCCUGUGCGCGGCGGACGGUGCUCCCCUCCCCACACACCUGCGUCCCUUCUGCAGUCCAGAGCAGUACACACUGGUGAAGCAGACGUACCAGCAGCUCCAGCACAGCGGCUACUACUGGGGCGCCCUGAGCAUGGAGGAGGCCCACGCCAUGCUCUCUGACGCAACCCAAGGCACUUUCCUCAUCAGAGACAGUGUCCAACCGGACGUCUUCUUCACUCUGAGUUACUGCGGCGACGAUGGCCCCACGAGUGUCCGCGUGCUGCUCAACAAGAACCUGCAAUUCAGUCUCCAUGGCAGCCACAAGACCUUUCCCUCCCUGUUUGCCCUGCUCACCCACUACACGGGGCCCACCUGCAAACUGAGCAAACCCCUGCGCACAGAGCGCCCAGAGCGUCUCAGCCACAUGUGCCGCAGGGCCAUAGUGCGUGCCUUUGGGGCCCACAACAUAACCACUGUGUCUGGACUGAGCACAAAGGAUGUACAGACCAUCUAUUUAUAUCCAUAUUCUAUUUAGAAGAGAGACUUGUGUGUUUGUUUAUAGGAAACAUGAUUUUGUAUGUUAUUUAUGGACAUUCUAGUCUGCUUAGUUAGUGUUAGUUAAUAUUGUUUUUGUUAAUCACAAAAAGGUAGGAUUCCUGCUAUCGUGAAAUGUUCUCCUGUAGACUAAAGGACUAAAGGAGUUACCAGACCCACUUUGAAAUGCUGAGCUUAAAAAUUAAUACGAAUAAUAAUAGGGUACAUAAAGGCAGACUAUGUACGUUUUCUGGUGGAGGGUGUGCUACCUUAUUGUCUCAGUGGAGAUAUUAUUACGUUACCUACAAUGUUCCACAGUGUGGAAUUAAUUUAUGUAUGCUGCGUUCAAUUGCAUGAGAUUUUAUUGCUGGAAAAAUCCACAGAUUUGCUUUGUGGCGCUGUAAUGCCAUACUGUGGAACAUUCUGGGCAAAGCAAUGGCAUCUCCAUGACGACAAACCCUUCAUCAGUAAAAUGACGUAGUGCUCCUUUAAUCCUUUUUGCACUGAGUUACUGUUGAGUUUCUGUUGAUAGAUUCUUGAAGAGCCUGUGUGAUUUGACAGUGUCUGUUAUGUUUAAGUUAGUUUUGUUAAAAGCUCCUCUAUGUUUCUUUUCUGCUGAAGCCUCUGCCUCUUGUCCUUUGGAGAUAUUAUGGUUUUAUCUGAAAUGUUACACAGUAACUUAACUUAUUUGCCUCCAUGGAAACCACAGACCAAAGUUACAGACUAAAUUUUCGGUGAGGCGACGCUCACAGUUUGAAUGUAUAAUAAUAAUAAUGGAUCCGUUUUAUGGAGUGCUUUUUUGGACACUUAAAGACGCUUUUACAGAGCAUUAUUCACUCACCCCACACUCUGGUGGUAAACUACUGUUGUAGCCACAGCUGCCCUGGGACAGACUGACAGAACCACCAUCAGCCCCUCCGACCACCCCCCCGUGGCACCUGAUUUUUCCAGCAGUCUCUCAUCCAAGCACUAACCCAGCCCUGCUGAGCUUCUGAGAUCUGACGAGAUCUGACUUUGACUUUUGAGCAACUGAAAACAUCCAUGAUUGGAUAAAUGCAAUUUAGACAAGUCUAAUGCCUUAUUGUUAUACUGUUUACUGCUAGAGGCAAAGCAAUAGGAUUUCCAUGGUAAUGGACCGUGUACCAGAAGAUUGACCUACCUUAAUAUAAAAUAUAAAAUGUAAAAAGUUAAUAAUAAUAAAAAAUAAUAAUAAUACAUAAACCACAGAAACAUUUUAAGACAGCUUUCUCUGCUCAUAUAUUGUAAUGUGCCCAUGUCUGCGCAGGGCACUGGAGCUGUAGAGCCCAGACUAUUUUCAGAAACACAGGACUCUGUAUAAGAUAACAGAUACACCCACCAGAAGUCACACUUAAGUCUUUUGAAAGAAUACUGUAAUUUAACGUUUGCUAUUUGCACCAAAGCUGUAUAAUCCCUUCUAUAAGACAAAUGGUACAGCAUCCGUAAUACUGAUAUUUCACUAUUUCAGAAGAAGUGUAGCAGAAACAUCCACUGUUGGCAGAUUUACUGUGGUGAUUUUCAGAAAAAAUCUUUCCUCUAAUAACAGGAACACAGAUUUAGACUUCCUGUAUAUUUUUUAUAUUUUAUAUUUUUAUUAUAUAAUACAUAAUGCAACAAAUGAACUAUAAAUGUACCCUGGGGGGUUCUGCAUGUAUGUCUAUGGUGGAAUGUUCAGCAAUUACCAUGGUGACACAAUUGCACACAUUGGCAAACACAGCCUAAAACUGAAUAGAUUUAAAACCACGCAUUUUGUAUUUUUUCUGAAGUUUUCAGACAACCGUCAAACCUUUUUGGCAGUGUUUGCUUAUGUGUGCAUCGUGUCCCCAUGGUAACAGCCAUAGACAUACGUGUAGAACAGCCCAUGCAUGAUGUGACUGCAAAGUAUCAGUAGUAUUCUGAUUGGUAACGGACUGCAUUCCAAAAUCCAGUUUAAUUCAGGUAUUCAAUUUAAUAUGUUUUCAAAGUAUUCUUCCCAGCACUGAAAUGAUCAUAUAUCAAACUUGUGCCUUUUUUUACUUUUGAAUUGUUAACACAUUUCUGUAUAAAUAAAGUUCAGUUGUUGUAUAAUG
This is a messenger RNA of Boleophthalmus pectinirostris (great blue-spotted mudskipper), 3160 nucleotides long. RefSeq names its product suppressor of cytokine signaling 1-like. Bases 301 to 1074 code for a protein of 257 amino acids. Gene Ontology annotation, cellular component: phosphatidylinositol 3-kinase complex. The record is from RefSeq and is a predicted model, not a curated record. Gene Ontology annotation, biological process: phosphatidylinositol phosphate biosynthetic process. The transcript has 5 exons. Lineage: Eukaryota; Metazoa; Chordata; Actinopteri; Gobiiformes; Gobiidae. Gene Ontology annotation, molecular function: 1-phosphatidylinositol-3-kinase regulator activity.